AUGAAGUUGUUACUAUCAUUAUUAUACUCUCUCUUUUACUUCUUACAGUCCUAUUUUUGUUAUUCUGCAAAUAUUAACUUUGAUUACUUCAUGUUGGCCGAAACAUGGCCAAAAUCCUUCUGCAAGCAAAAUAAAUGUAUCGCAAGUGUACCAUCAGAGUUUACUCUACAUGGUUUAUGGCCUAAGAACAACACCCCACCUCACACAUAUUAUUGUACACUAGAGUUAUUUUUGCUCAACCCAUUCAAUAAGCUUAACACUGUUUGGCCGGAUCUAAAGGGAAAAAACAAGGAAUUUUGGAAGUACGAGUGGAAAAAGCAUGGCACUUGCUCAGAAAUGGUACAAGUUGAUUACUUUAAUCACGCAACAGUUCUCUAUGAGAAAAAUAAUAUCAAAGACAUUCUAAAGAUGCCUCUAACACCAGGUGGAGCGGCGGCUCUAAUACCGGGUGGAAUCGCGAACUCAGCUGAUAUUGAGAUGCAUAUAAAGUCAGUCACUAAAUUUAAACCACAACUUCAUUGUGAAAUGAAUUCUGCAGAUUUGAUGGGAGUUAGAUUGUGCUUUGAUACUGAUCUAUCAAAUCUCUCCUAUAUAGAUUGUCCUUCUCUUUCGAUCUGUCCAGCUCGUAUAAGUUUACCAUUAUAA
Messenger RNA from Vicia faba (fava bean), 645 nucleotides. The record is from the annotation of a GenBank genome assembly. Lineage: Eukaryota; Viridiplantae; Streptophyta; Magnoliopsida; Fabales; Fabaceae.